Ogataea angusta is the source of this 990-nucleotide messenger RNA. RefSeq lists its product as uncharacterized. Bases 1 to 990 code for a protein of 329 amino acids. Gene Ontology annotation, cellular component: Arp2/3 protein complex; actin cytoskeleton. Gene Ontology annotation, molecular function: actin filament binding; structural constituent of cytoskeleton. The record is from RefSeq and is a predicted model, not a curated record. The transcript has a single exon. Gene Ontology annotation, biological process: Arp2/3 complex-mediated actin nucleation; actin filament polymerization. Lineage: Eukaryota; Fungi; Ascomycota; Pichiomycetes; Pichiales; Pichiaceae.
AUGUUACAACUACAACCGCAGAACUUGCUCGUGGAGGAGGCAAUUGGCCAGGCGUUUGCUCCGGAUUACACACCGGUGUUUCUGGACAGAAUCAUCACCGACUUUGACUUCACCACCUACCACUUGUCGACCCCAGAGUCCAAAACAAAACUUCUCCUGUCUAUCAGCAUCAAGUGCUGGAACGACCUUGUUAACUACGGAGUGAAGGAAUUGCUCCUUUCAAAGUACUCCAAGUGCCCGUUCAUCCAGCAAGCACAACCCGAGUACGGUUAUGACUACAGUCUAUACAUCGAUGUCGAGCAGGCGACAUUUUCUGACGAAGAGGAAAAACAGCAGCUGAUUGCCGAGCUUUCCCUUCUGAAGCGCAACUGUUUCGCUGCGCCAUUCCUUCAGGCGUUCCAGAGAUAUGAGGUGCUCUCAAAAGAGCAGCCGGUGGACCCAAAUAACCUGUAUGGAGAGGACUCUCCCAACAACUCGAACGAACAGGUUCUGCAAUUACACUACAGAGACAUGGAGUCUAUCUACAUCAAACCGUCGAACGAUAGAGUGACUGUGAUUUUCUCGACUGUUUUCCAGGACGACACGGACAAGAUCUUCUCGAAAGUGUUCUUGCAGGAGUUCAGCGAUGCCAGAAAACGCAGCAUCCAGAAGGCUCCGCAGGUGAUCAACUCGCACCAGGAAAUUCCGCUCGAGAUCAAACAUCUGGAGGCCGCCAACACCCACAACAAAACGUACAUCACCUUCGUGCUGUUCCCAAGACACCUGAGCACCGAGGACGUGAAGUGGAACUCCAUCACACACAUCCAGCUGUUCAGGUCAUACUUCCACUACCACAUUAAAAUUGUCAAGUGCUACCUGCACCAGAGAAUGAGAUUCAGGGUGAACAGCUUCACCAAAAUCCUGAACAGGGCUCGCAGAGACGUGGACGACGAGGAGCACAGGAGCGAGAGAAAGACCGCCAGCGGAAGACGGUUUGAAAUGAGAGCGUGA